GGGAUGGAUCGUGCUCUGGAUCAUCACCGCUCCACAUCGAUGCCCGCCGGUCCUAUGCAUGGCCGGUCACGGUCUGUCAACAGAGGAAUGCCGGGUAACCGAGGACCUGGAUACCACUCUUUGGACCGAGAGGGCUACGAUCGAGAAUUCAUGCCCAUUCGUGAGCCACGUGAACGCUCUCUAGACAGAGAUUUUGGCCCUGGCUCCUACGGAGGGCCUUAUGGGCGUCGGGAGCGCAGUCUGGAUCGACAUGACCCAUUACUCAAUCCCGACGAUGGACUCUAUAACAGCCGUGAUAUUGGUCUUCGGGACCCCAUGUUGAGUGGGGGCCCCUUGGGGGUCCGAGGGACGAGAUUGUCUCCCAAUCCUCCGCCUGGCAUGGGUCGGGAUCCCUACUUAGCUGAAUUACAACACACCCACUCGGAACUUCAACGCGACCUGGCCAACCUGAAGAAGGAGCUCGAGCUCACCAACCAGAAACUGGGCUCCAGCAUGCACAGUAUUAAAACCUUCUGGAGCCCGGAGCUCAAGAAAGAGCGGGCCUUGAGAAAAGAAGAGUCUGCCAAGUACAGUCUCAUCAACGAUCAGCUCAAGCUGUUGAACUCGGAAAAUCAGAAACAAGCCAUGUUGGUCCGACAGCUGGAAGAAGAAGUGGUCAAGAAUCGGCAACACGCAAAGGAGACAAAUCCAGAGAUCAAGGCCCAUAUUGAGGCCUUGCAGAUAGAGAACGACCAUUUGACUCGAGAGGUGGCCAUCCUGAAAGAAACAAUCAAGGAGCUGGAAACACGCAUCGAAACUCAAAAACAAACUCUUCAAGCACGUGACGAAAGCAUCAAGAAACUGCUUGAAAUGCUUCAAAGCAAAGGAGAAGGCAAAGAGGAAGAAGCUCGUGUUCAUCAACAUAUGCACGUGGUUGCUCAAAGACAGCUGGAGGACAUGCGACAUGAGUUGCACAGGAAAGAACAAGAGCUUGUCCAAUGCGGAGCAAAAAUGAAGACCGUGGAAGAGCAACAUGCGGAUUAUCAAAAGCACAUUGCGGUGCUCAAGGAAUCCCUCAUCGCCAAGGAGGAACAUUACAACAUGCUCCAGAUAGACGUGGAUGAAUUGAGAGGUAAAUUGGAAGAGAAGAACAAAAUGAUUGAGAAGAAAACUCAAGCGGCCUUGACAGCCACCCAAGACAAAAACCGCAUCGCCAAUGAAAUCAGUGAGCUCCGCGAUCAGGUCGAUAUCAAGGACAGGAAAGUCAAUGUUCUUCAACGAAAGAUUGAGAACUUGGAGGAUUUGCUAAAAGAGAAGGAUAAUCAGGUGGAACUGGCUCGAUCCAAAUUGAACGCCAUUCAAGCUCAGACUUACACCUCUGAAGGCACAUUAACCAGUCUAGAGGAGGCCCUUAACGACCGUGAUAAGCAGAUCAACCAGCUCAGAGACCAGCGUGACCGUGCUGAGAAAGACAUCAAAGAGGAGAAGGAGCUGCAUGAGCGAGAGAUCACCGAUUUCAAGAUGAAACUUCACACCCUCGAGUCUGAAGUGGAGAAGCUCCAAGUGCGCCUGGACAAGUCGUACUCCGAAAAGGAUAAGUUGGAGGCUAAAUUGGAGAACUCUCAGUCAGAAUUGGGCAAAUCCAAGGCCGAAUUGGAAAAGGCCCAUGGCGACACUUCCACGCGCUACUCCGACUACAACGAUUGGCGCCAGAAAUUCACACGCGCCGAACUGGAGAUUGAAAGAUUAAGAACUGAUAAUGACCGCUUACACCUCGAGUUAGAGCGCAUGAGUCGAGAAGCAAGGGAUCCACGAGAUCCACGGGAUCCACGAGAUCCACGGGAUCCACGAGAUCCACGGGAUCCAAGAGAUCCACGGGAUCCGCGAGAUCCGCGUGAGACCAGAGAUCCGUAUCUGAGCGAUAGAGAUCGCCGAAGCCGAUCCCCGGAUCCAAGCUUUGUCGCCCGAAAUGCCAUUGAGAUUGCAGAGCUCCAGGACAAGCUGGAAAAGACCCAAACCGAAUUACGACGUGCCCAAGCAGAACUCAGACUCAACCAAAGCGAUUACGAUCGAUCCCACGUGGAAUUGGAACAAAUGCAGGAGAAGAUCGAAAAAUCUCAAGGUGAAAUCUAUCGUCUUCGGGCCAAAUUGGAAAGCACGCAAACCGAGAAUGAUAAUCUUCAAGACGAGCUAGAGAAAAUGCAACAGGCCUUGAACCGAUCCUACGCUGACAGAGAUAAGAUAGUUUCCGAUAUUGACAAACUUCGAGAGGACUUAGAACGUUCACAGGCAUCAGCGGGCAAAUACCAGUUGCAACAAGAGAAGACUCAACAAGCCCUGGAGAAGACGCAGUCUGACUUCGAUCGCUUGCAAGAGAAAUUCGAGCGUGCUCAGAAUGAUUCCCGACGAAUGCAAGCCGAUAAGGAGAAGUUACUUUAUGAAUUGGAUAAUCUUCAGUCCCAAUUGGAAAAGGCCCAGGUGAAUUCCACUCGAAUGCAGACUGAGCGCGAGGAUUACCAAAUGGACCUGGAUCGCCACCGGGAGAAGUGCGAUAAACUACAGACGGCGCUUUUGAGAGCACAGAGUGAUAAGGAAAAAGUCGAAACGGAUCUGCUACAGCAACGCGAACGUGCCACCAUCAUGGAGGGACAAGUCCAGAAGGGCCAAAAGGACAGGGAGACCUUGCAGAACGAAAUGGAGAUCUUGCUAGACAGGAUCAACAAACUCUCUGAUAUGCUGGACAAGUCUCGGCGCGAGAAAGAAGAAACCAUGUUGGAGUUGGAUACUGCGAAAGAUCGUUUGGAGAUGUCUCAAGCCGCUCACAACCGGUCCGUGGAAGAUAAGGAGAUCACUCACAAAGAGUUGGAACGUCUUUUGGAAAAAUACGACAGAGCUCAAGGAGAUGUCUAUCGACUUCAACAGAAGUUGGAUCUGGCUCAAAGUGAGCAGGACCGAAUGGCCAUGGAAGUUGAUAAAUCCAAUAUUCUGAACUCGAAACACAAAGACGAUCACAAGAAGCUCCAAGAUGAGUUCCAUUCCUUACAAGAGCUAUACGACAGAACGUCCAUGCAGCUCUCCAGGGCCAAGGAGAACGAAAGCAAGUUCAAGGAUGAUUACGAUCGAACCAGUUAUGAUUUGAACAUUACUCGCGAAAGACUGGACAAGGCCCAAGCGGAGCUCUCGAAGGUGCGAGCUGACAAAGAGAAGGUGGCCACCGAGUGCGAGAAGCUCUCCUAUGAAUUGGAAAGAACCUCUACCCAGCACUCCAAGGCUCAUUCCAGCUUAGAAAAGACUCAAGAAGAGGUAGCACGAUUGCAGGUCGAAUUGGAAAAGUUCCAUGAUCGACACGAUAAGGCUCACAUGGAGCUCCGAAAGGCUCAAGCCGAUGGUGAAAGCUAUCGUCAAGAUGCAGCCCAACUGCAAUUAGAAGUCGAGCGAUUCGCGGCCCGGAUGGGCAAAUACCAGGACACGGAAGAACGUCUCAAUGAUGAGAUGUACAAAUGCCGCCAUGAGACUGAGCUCUACAAGGAAAAGAUGGAAAAAUUGACCCAAGAUUGCGAGUUCCUCAAGUCAGCCCGGGACAAACACGAGACGGACAUGUCCAGACUCCGAGCGGAAUUGGACAAGGUCGAGUCCAUUCGAACUCGAGCUCAAUUGGAACAGGAGAAGGCUCAUUCCGAAGUGACUGCAGUCCAAGCUGAGGUGAAGAAAUGGCAAGACAAAUAUGAGAAGGCCGUGAAGGACCUUCAAUUGAAGGACUCUGCCCUUCAUCGAGUGGAAGUGGAACUCGAUCGAACCCGAAACGAUCUUGAUCGAGCGAAGAUCGCUGUGGAGAAAGCGGGCACAUCACGGCAAGCCUAUGAGGGCCAAAUCACUCAAUUGGAGCGGGAUGUGGCCUCAUGGAAGGAUAAACAGGCCAAGGCUCAGGCCGAAGUCAGCGAGGUCGAGCUUAGAUUUGACCAGAUUGAGACGGAAAAUGCUCGUCUCCGGUUCCAAUUACAAGAAAUUGAAGCCCAGCGAGACAAGAUGGUGCGCACCAGCCAAGAAAUGGAACGCCAAGAGGACAAGUUCAACGUCGAAAUGGACCGAGUGAAGGAUAAAUUAGACCGAACACAAUUGCAAUAUGAAAAGGCUAAGGCUGAUAAGGAGAGCAUCGAACUGAAUGCCCUGAAACUGAGCCGUGACCUUGAGAAGGUUCAAUUCGAAUUAAAAGAACUCCGUGACCUUAGGGGCAUGGAAGAUAUGAGAGGUGCCAAGGAGCGGCACGACACCGAUCGACUCCAAAGGGAGUUGGAUGACCUUCACGAGCGGUUUGAUCGAGCGCAGAUCCAAAUCAAACACCUGACUGAGGAUAAGGACAAAUUCGAAAUUGAGUCGCGAAAGUAUCGCAAUCAGUUGGAUCAUGCCCGAAACUCCUUGGACCAAUCCUACGAGAAUGAGACCAAACUCCGUCAAGAGUCCGAUCAGUGCAAGAAAGAAAUGAUUCGGGCCCAAGACAAGUUGGAACAAACCGAGGCUGAGCUUCGCCGCCUGAAUAGGGAACGUGAUCAAUUUAAUCAGGACCGACUGAAUCGAGACUCUGACAUUGACAAAUUCGAAAUGGAGAUCUCCCAGUUGGGCUCCGAGCGUGACCAGUUGGUCCGACAAUUAGAAAAAUCCCAGGACAUGCUUUUGUCCUUCCAACAAGACCUCAAUUUGACCGAGAAUGAACUCAAGCGUGUGACUGCCGAGAAUCGACGGCUUAAAGACGAAUCUGAUAAGUCUGAGCGGGGCAUUCUGGACAGCAAGGAAAAGGAGAUCCGAAAUCUCAACGACAAAAUCCGAGCCCUUGAAUUCGAUUACGACGAUGCUCUCCAGAAGCACGCCAGAGAGAAAAUCAAGGCCGACAAAGCAGAGCGAGACAUUGUCAUGCUCCAGUCCAAAAUCGAUCAGCUCGAGACCGACAUCAAAACCCGACGACGCGAAAGCACCUCCAAUGAUAACACUGCCAAAUAUGACACGGAAAUCGCUCGACUCACCAAGGAGCGCGAUAUGGCCCGCACCGAACUCGACGUUUGCAAGCAUGACCUCAACAACAUCGAGGUUGAACUCAGGAGAGCUAAGGAUGAGAAUGGGAGGCUACGAACUGAAGCUGAAAAAAUGAGCAAUGGUAUUGAGAAAGGCUCCAAGGAAAUCCUCGAGGCCAAGGAACGAGAAAUUCAGAAACUGACCGAUAGGGUUGGAGCCCUGGAGAAGGAGGUGGAAUCACUCAAGAAGGAGAAAUCCUCCCUCGAAAAGCAGAAGGUUGACUUGGAGAAAUCUCUCAAGGAAAGCGGAAACGCAGACGCUGCCAACCUGGCUGAGAAGGAGAAGAAGAUCACAGAUCUGUCCGAACAAAUCAAGGUCUACAAGAAUGAGAUUGCGGACAAAACCAAAGAGUUCCAACACGAGAAGCAAGAACUCCAGAAGGUUAUCGAUGAACAAAAGGAACAGAUUAAAAAGGGUGGGGGAUCCUCGAUCCCUCCGGAUGUGGAAAAAGUCUCUCAAGAGCUGACCAAAGCCAAAAAGGAAGUCCAAGAGGCGGCCAUUGAAAAAGAACGGUUCCAGAGCCAAUUGGAGAUGUUGGUCCAAGAACUGGAACAGAAGCAGAUCGACUUGCAUGAGGCCAACCAGCGUUUGGCCAAAGGUGGUAGUAGCCCCGCAUCUGGGGCGCCUAAUCUGCCUCAAAACCAGGAAUUGACCAACCUCAAGAAAACCAUUGACCAACAGAAAAAGAAUUUGGAGGAGCUCAAAUUGAAACUUGAGCAAAAAGAUAAGACGGUCAAUGAGCUUGACUCAAAACUAAAGAAAGGCGGCGCUCCUAAUAAUGAAAACCACGCAAAACUCAUGAAGGAACUCGUUGAUGCUCAGGAUGUUAUCAAAAAGUCCAAACAAGAGAAUGACAGAUUGCUCCAACUGGUCAAGACAUCCCAAGAGGAGCAAACUCUCAAAGAGAAGCUGAUCCAGGAGCUCCAAGAGAAACAAAAGCAGUUGGCGGCACAAAAAGCCUCAGGAACGGCAAGUGGGCCGCCACUGGGCUCCCCCGGGCCAGCUGGACGUGGUGAUGGUAGAGGUCGAGGCCGAGGGAGAGGUCGAGGAGGGGGACGAGGCGGAGGACCGCCUCCACCACAGCAGCAAGGACCUCCAGGAGCGACCAAUCCAGGUGAGGUUAAGGCUGCUCCAUCGCCUGCCGUUCCCCAAGCAAUCAAGCCUGUGGCCAAUGCAACGCCCAAUUCAACCCAGAAUGCUCAAAAGCCACCAGCAGCUGUGGCUGCAGCAGCAGGAGCUCCUGCCCCCGCACAACAGCCUCCGCCCAAGUCUCAGACCACUGCGGGACCAAAUUCAGCUGGUGCCACACCCAAAACAAAUGGAGCUAAUGGAGUGCCACCAACCUCCAAACCUGCCACUGCCAAACCUCCCGUCAAAGCUCAAACUAAUCCUCUCCCCAACAAUACACAAGCUAAACCAGUUGCCCAAGCUCCUCAGGCUGCCAAACCCGCCGGUCCCGUGGCUGCCCAAGCCAAGCAACCAGCGUCCAAUGCGGUAGCUGCAACAAAACCAGCGGCUCCUGGUCCAGCCAAACCUGCUGGAAAUGUCGCAACCAAGCAGGCAGCCCCUGGUGCAAAACCGGUGCAAGGUGGUCCUACCAAACCUGCGGCUCAAGGUGCAGCCAAGCCAGCCGCUCCAGGAGCUGCAAAACCGCCAGGAGGGCAGCCUGCAGCGGCUAAGGCUCAGGGGCAGCCGGGUGCGAAGCCUGCACCCAAGCCUGCUCAAGGAGCACCAGCUGCUGCGAAACCUGCAGCCAAUGCUCCACCAGGCGCGGCUAAGACUGGCCAGAAGCCAGGUGUUCCAGCACAGGGUGCCAAUGGAGACCCUAAUGAUCCAAUGCCCAAUGUCAGCUGUGGGUAUGGACGAAGAGAUUCCACGUCCCAUCAUAUGGGUGAGGACAUCAGCAUUGUUAUAAGCGACCUCUCAAGUUUACCUGUGGAAGAAGAAGAUCGGGAUCAAGAGCACUCCGAGACUUUGAUAAACCGCUUGGAGGAGCUGGUGGGUGAAUUGGAGGAAGAGAUCGUGAAGCGUAAUUCUUGGAUCCUUUUCCUGGGUGUUCAGAAAUCCGAGCCUUCAUUGGAGAACUUCAAUCCCAACAGCUUCGUUCAGGGUCUUCAUUCGAUUUAUCACUCGUUGGACAACCUCAAGGAGAUCGUACACAAGUAUGAGGCUCACAUUUCUAAGCAAUUUGCCGAGAUCUGCGAGAGGGAAAGUGUGGUCGAUUCCAAAGAAGUGCAAAUCCAGUCUGUGGUGAAGGACAACGGCAGACUUCUGAAGAAACUUCAGAUCUACCAACAAGAGAUCACGCGUCUCAUGGAAGUGGGCCAACCAGAAGAUCGACAGAGUGAGAUAACCAAAAUCCUGGACGAAAAAGACGACAAAAUCUUUGAAUUGGAAGACUUCCUGAACAUGAGACAUGAGGCGUCCGACCACGGCCAUGUCCCAGAGGGAGACCUUUAUGAAAAGAUCAUGCGUUUGGAGCAAAGACUCCAAAGGGCAAACAGCAAUGGCCAAUCUGCGGAUAUGGAUGUGUACAUGAGGAAGUUGGAACGUCAUAAUUAUUUUCUCGAGGGUCAACGCUCCUCUCUCCACUCUGAAAUUGACAACCUUAGAACGGAACUGAUUCUAGCCAAAAUCAAGGAAAAAGAAGUGUUCAUUGGGUGGAUGGAUCUGCACCCCAAAUUACACGAAAACUGCCCAGAUCUGGCUAAGUUCUUGAGCUCCCUCAAUCAAGAGUGCAAACGUCUACGCAAGACCCUCAUCCAGCACACGCAUCAGAUGUCCACGGACUCGGAUAAUGAGCUUAAGUUGUUCCCUGGUCGGGCCAGCAUCUCUUUGCUUGAACGUGAAUUCUCCCAAGACAUUGACGAUGACUCCUCAGAUGUGUUCUCCACUUGUUCCCAACAGAGUCUGAGCCACUCUCCAGUUCCUUAUGAAGAGUCCGGUUCCAAAAAAUCCUGCUUGCCCCACUCUCCGUUUCUCCAUCCUUCCGUGUCAAGUUAUGAAUACCUCCAUAGAUUGCCAGAAAGUCAAGACACCGUGAAGAAUCCUCGUAAUCGGCAUUUCUCUUUCUCAUAGAUGUCGUCGUGAUCUUUUUCCUCCACAUCUCAUAUCAUAUCCUAAAUCCUCUUCCUGAGUCUAUUCAAGUCUCGUUCUCAAUUGUCUCUUUCACUCGGGGUCAAUUUAGCUUGUUUUUACUGAUGAAUGAAAGGACCAGACUAAAGGAAUCGGCCUCCAUUUCCCCUCUUGACUCCUUUUGAGAAUACUCGAGCUAUAACGUCAUUAUUUGACGGCUAGGCGUGGAUGAAAGAAAUACUUACACUCUCACAGACACACCAGACAGAAUAAUCAUUAGGUAGCCCAAAGAACUGUUACGUUUGCACAUCAUUAUUACAUUCAUGAUGAUAGGUCCCAGUUGUUGUCUACUACUUUUGUCUUUGCAUCAUCAUUGCUCUAUCAUUAUUAUUGUGAUUAUAAUUAUCAUUAUGAGUAUUAUUGCUAUUAACUAUUAACCAUGCGUGAAUGUUUAUCAUGAACAAAGCUAUUGCGAAUAACCUUACAUACGUCUCCUUAAUCCUCUAAAAGCUAUUGGUCUCUUUCUCCACUUGUCAACAUCACCACCCUCACUCAAUAUUAUCCUCAAUAAUAACUACUCUCAUUAUUAUCCUCUUUAUUAUUACGGCUUUGGGCCAUGGGAAUGUCAUGGCCUGUUCAUUAUCAUUAUUAUUGCUGAUAUCAAACUACCGGACGCUCUUGUUGAUUAAAUAUCAAACUCAAGUUUUGAUGUACUAACAACUCCCUUACUUUUUACUAUCUAAACUUCUCCAACAAGAAUAGAACAACUAAUACUAUUAUUAUUACAAGAACAACAACAAACAAUCCCUAUAAUCACUAUGUACGAAUUGAAAUGUUAUGAAUAAAUUUAUUUCUGCUGAAGUUCAA
This is a messenger RNA of Tigriopus californicus, 8988 nucleotides long. It is a transcript of the gene brp, whose product is annotated as major antigen-like. Gene Ontology annotation, biological process: regulation of synaptic plasticity; maintenance of presynaptic active zone structure; neuromuscular synaptic transmission. Gene Ontology annotation, cellular component: cytoskeleton of presynaptic active zone. The record is from RefSeq and is a predicted model, not a curated record. Gene Ontology annotation, molecular function: structural constituent of presynaptic active zone. The coding region runs from base 4 to 8124 and encodes 2706 amino acids. Lineage: Eukaryota; Metazoa; Arthropoda; Copepoda; Harpacticoida; Harpacticidae. The transcript is spliced from 23 exons.